AUACAUAUAUAUAUUUAUUUAUUUAUUUAUUUAUUUAUUUUAAAUUAAAAACACGAUCCUUUUCACCCGAUUCCGAUUCUCUUGAAAAAUGGUGCGUGCGAUUGGCCUGUUUUCUGACCAGCUGAUUGGAUCGGGGACAUCCCUAAGUAAAACAGGUUUCAACAAAGCUAACAAAUGUUUUAUUUUAUAUAAAUAAAAAAUGAAGUUGGUCAUCCAUUGUGACUAUGAACUAUAUUGGUUGUGGUUUUCUAGACUUUUUUGCUGUCGCUUGACAAUAUCUCUUUAUUCUGUGAAGUUUGUUUCAGUAGUAUAAAUAUGAAUAUAUGUUGUGGAAAGUACAUACUGUAUAUACUACAUACUUACUACAUAGAUACUUCAUAUAUUAUUAUUUUUUUAAUUUUUGCAAUACCCUUUUACUUAUUUUGUUACUUGUAGCCUUUAACUAAUUCACUGCUAUUGAGACAUCUAAUCCAUUUCAAAUGGGAAGGCUGGCAUUGAGUGAUCACAUUUCACUGCCAUUGACAGCAAUAGAGGUCCAAUCCAAUUUGACUGGCUCCCAGUCGAAAUGGAUUGGGCGUCUACCGCUGUCAGUGGUAGCCAAUGAGUUAAAUUUGAAAGAAUUAAAAAAAUAAAAAAAUGUAAAAACCCGAAUGUCUGAUCCUCACAUUCAAACCUAAACAUCAUCAUAUAAAUCUGUAGUUCCUCCGUUCUGUGUUGACACCGAAUUAGUUUAAGGUACCAUGUUGGAAUUUGGAGCGCAACCCUCUUUGUCUUUGUGCAGAGAAAGAGAGAGUUUUGGGGCCGGCGGGCUGAACUCCCUGCCGGACACUUUUGCAACUUCGGGCUUUGUGCAGCAUUUUAAUGAGCUUCUCUUUCUGGGCCAGCUCCAGCUUUGGCCAAGGUUUUGUUGUCAUGUGACCCCAAUGUUUGUCAUGCAACACCAGUACUGCACCACCAGCAACAGUACAGUGUGAUGAUGGGUCAUAGUGGGCAGAUGCGAUAGACGUCCAAUAUAUUUUGACAUGUCUGCUGGCAAUGAUUUUGCUUGAUUUAUUGAAUGUUGCUUGAUUUACUGGGAUGGGGGGAGUUCAGGAAAAUGCAAUUUCUUAAGUCAUUGGCUCACAUUGAUGUCAAUAGUCGUUAGUUUUUAACAUUUUUUUGCGCCUUUUUUAAAUUAAUAAUAAAAAAAAAGAUACAUGUUUGCAAUCUUUUUUUAAGAUAAAAAUGGUCUUAAAAAAUGUAAGUAGAUAAAUAAUACAAUGAAGAUAUAUUUUUCUCACUUUUAAAAAAAUACUAUACACUAUACCAUACUAUAUUAAUACUCUACGUUACGCUCCUCUACUCUACGCGACUCUACUCUACAGGGUGACCCAAAAAAAAGUUUACACUGCCAUAAUACAACUUAAAUGCCAUGUUUAUUCAGCUUAGAAUUAGAAUUUAAUCACAAAUUAUACAUUAUUGUAAAGAACAUGUACAGUACACUCUAUUUUUCAAUGUGUCCUCCCUUAAGUGUCACAACAGCCUCCAGGCGCCUGCGGAACGCUUGACAGGUCUUCUUUAUGUAGGAUGCUGUCAUCUUUUCCCAAGAUCUAACAAUGGACCUCUCCAAGGCUGCCACAGAAAUUUGUGGCUUCUUACAGGCACUGUCCUCCACAGUUGCCCAUAUGCUAUAAUCCAGGGGAUUGAUAUCUGGGCUCUGGGGUGGCCACAUAUCACCUUGUCAAUCAACUUUUUGGUCCGCACAGAUCGGCACUUCCAGACCCAAGUUUUCGUGAGGCUGUUCCAGUAUCUUUCAGCUUCUUUUUAACUUUGUAGACUGCACAUCUGGAUAUUCUCAGAUUUGCUGCAAUCUCAGUAGGUGUCAGACCGGCACGCAGCAAUUCAGGUACAGCUAAAGUUUUCUUCAUUUUCAGCAGAAGCACAGGAAUUGUAGAGAUGAGAGAUUACCAGCUGCAUUGAGUGACCUUAAUGAAUCACUUAAGCAUGACAACCUAUUUAGAUAUGUUUCAAUGGCUUUUAAACAAGCAGUCAACUGAGUGUAAACUUUUUUUUGGGUCACCCUGUAAACCCUUGGCAACAAAAGUGAGUACACCCCUUAGUAAAUACGUACAUCCCUAAAUGUCCAAAAUGAGUACUGCAACAUUUGUAACACAACAGCUCUGUAGGUAACAGGCUGCAGAGAGGAGUGAUAUUUUUCCCAUCGGUGUGUUUAUGUCGUAGCCAGCAGCAAGUAUCCACAGUUUUUAUUGUUCCUCGUUCUUCAUAGGGAAUUUGUGGAAACUCUCAUUUGCCCAUUUCUUCUGUCUGUUUUUUCAGCCUCUAAAUGCACUAUGUUGCCGUUCUUCAGUCAACUCUAUAGACUGAUGCUGAUUUGAGUAAGGUGGGAAGUCGGAGUUUUUCGACCUCCGACCAGGAAAAAUAUGAUUGGAACACCAUUGGAAUUGGGAGGUCCUAGUCACGAAGUCAGGAAAAAAAGUAGCUCAACUUCACGAGUUGCUUUAAUCAGACUUGACUCGACAAAAUGCGCUGCCCAACGAAAAGCAGACCGUCAGUAGUUAAACUAAUGAAGGUAGUUUACAGUGUGGUAUAUUUACCUUAGCCGUCGUUUUUCCUCUACUAUUUGAUUGCUUACGAGAAGACAGGUUUGCUGGAGGUCAACAUGUCUUUCGAUGGUCAAAAUAAAAAACGCUUGGCACGCUUUAAGGUCACAACUGGUACCAUCCGAGUGCGAUAAGUCAGACUUUCCACGUUCCUCGAAUGCAGCUUGAGCACGAGUGGCUGAAGCACUCCUCCCGAUUGUUGAUCGCAUUACGAAUCUAAAGAAAGAAUCCCGCAGAAAUAAAUGAAUUACGGCAGUUUGGUGUGACAUUGUUUUGGACGCAUGGGUAUUUUGAACAACGAUCUGCAUUUUGAAUUUAUUUGACUAUGUUAGAUCUGGUAAUAUCGUUUUUUUAUUGCUCUGCUAGGAAGGCACCAUUGACUCGCGCUAGCUUAGCCACUCCGGAGCCCUGAAAUUAAUUAAAAAACUAAAAAAAAAUAUGGAAUUUAUUGAAAUCAACUCCGCCGACUAAUUAAACUCAAAGGUUAAGCCUAAUGUCAAAAAUUCUGAAGUUCCCCUUUAACAAAUUUCGUUCAUAUAGCUUUUCCCCAUAAAUAGUCAUAUACUGCAUAUUAACAGCAGAUAUAUAGAUAAAAAUGUAAAAUACUUACAGACAUAUAGUUUCCAAAACGGAAAUGUAACAGAAAGCUCUCAACAGCGUCAAUGUGACCGACAGGCUGUUUACUGUGAAAGUUAAUGAGCAUGGGUUCCAAACGGCAUCACACAAUGGAUGCAGUGAGUUAUUAUGACCAUAAGGUGGCAGUAACGUACUGUAAAAUGUUAACUGGCUCUAAACACUGGUGACUCUAGCCAGCACAGUGUUUUUUCAAAAUUAUACAUAGUAGGGCUGACAAACGAUUACAAUUUUUAAUCGAGUUAAUUACAGCUUAAAAAUUAAUUAAUCGUAAUUAAUCACAAUUCAAACUAUCUAUAAAAUAUGCCAUAUUUUUCUGUAAAUUAUUGUUGAAAUGGAAAGAUAAGACAAAAGACGGAUUUAUACAUACAACAUACGGUACAUAGGUACUGUAUUUGUUUAUUAUAAUAAUAAAUCAACAAGAUGGCAUUAACAUUAUUAACAUUCUCUUAAAGUGAUCCAUGGAUAGAAAGACUUGUAGUUCUUAAAAGAUAAAUGUUAGUACAAGAUAUAGAAAUAUUAUAUUAAAACCCCUCCUAAUGUUUUCGUUUCAUUGAAAUUUGUAAAAUUUCCAAUCAAAAAAUAAACUAGUAGCUCGCCAUUGUUGAUGUCAAUACUUACACCAUGCUCACUAAUCGUGCUGAAACCCAUAAAAUCAGUUGGACCCAAGCGCCAGCAGAGGGCGACAAAACGCCAAAAACAAGUAACAAGCGGACGUUACACUGUGCUGUCAAUUUAAUCUGUUUGAGCGGGGCAUGUGCAUUAAUUGUGUCAAAUAUUUUAACGUGACUAAUUUUAAAAAAUAAUUACCGCCCGUCAACGCGAUCAUUUUGACAGCCCUAAUAUAUAGCAUAUAUUAAAAAUUUGAUACUUUUCACCCGAUUCGGAUCCUCUAAAAAAUCGUCUGAUCGGCCCGAUUUCCGAUCACGUGAUCGGAUCGGUACAUCCCUAGGUAUGACUAUUACUGGUGUGUAUACUAUUUUUCAGUGUACUCUAAUACAGUAUUAAAUCUCAUGCUAAAUUGCAAUUAAAAAUUUUACUCUGUAAUGAAGGUGACAAAUUGUGCACAAGUACAGCACGUUAGGCCGUCAGCUCGUUAUCUCUGUGCUAAUUAACAUACAUGCAAGCGAGCUUACAUGAUGUUGUCACGCCAUAACUAUGCGUAUUUAUGCGUGUGAGUCACAAGUGGAAUUCCUACCUCGGAGCAGCUGUCAAUCAAAUCGCAACUUGUUUACACAACAGUACAUCCCAACACGUAAAGUGCACUCAUUCAGCAUUAAAAAUGCGACUAUUCUGCUGGUCCCUGGAUGACAUCAUCCUAGAAAGUAUUUCCUCCUGCUCUGUGGUUGCCACGGAGACCACUGGCUGGUUAACAAUGGGCGCAGACUGAAAGACCUAUUAGUCACAUCGUUGCUAAUCCUGACAUUGAGGCUGUCUGUAAGGAGAUCUUUAUCCUGUCGUGUAUGCAAGUGAAAAAAUAUGAGUCAAUAUUUACGUGAGCAAAAUAAGAGUUGUGGGAGUUCAUCCUGAACGAUAUCCCAGAUUGACCCCCGCUAAUGAGACCGCGAACAUGCAUCGGGGCUUGUUGUCACGGUGACAAUUAACAGGGAGAUUGAUGGCCAAUGAGGUAAAGAAGUGAGAGGACCAGAUAGUCAGGUCUCAUUCUUGUUUCCUUUAUACUCCCUCUUCCUCCGCCUCCUCUUCUUCUUCCUCCUCUUCCUCACUCGCUGCCUCGGCGGGCCCGAAAGCAGGCGCCGUCCCGCCUGCUUGCGAGGGGAUGUGGAAGAAAAAGCUGCGGAUCAGCAGGGCUCGAGCUGCGGUUCUGGCUGAGAAGACCGAAGUGUUGAGCGAUGACCUCCUGCAGGCGGAGAAGCGUCUGGAGCUGGUCAAGCAGGUGUCGCACAGCACCCACAAAAAGUUGACGGCGUGUCUGCAGAGCCAGCAAGGGGUGGAGGUGGACAAGAAGUCUGUCAGAUCUCCCCUGAAGAAGCUUCCUCUCGCAAUGCUCGCGCAAUGUAUGGAAGAAGGUGCAGCCGUGCUGGGGGACGAGACCAUGUUAGGGAAGAUGCUGAAGCUGUGCGGCGAGACGCAGGACAAACUUUCCCAGGAACUCAUUUUGUUCGAAGUCACUAUCGAGAAGGACGUCAUGGACCCGUUGUAUGAUCUCUCUGAGGUGGAAAUCCCAAACAUCCAGAAACAAAGGAAACAUUUAGCCAAACUGGUCCUGGACAUGGACUCUGCGCGUACAAGGUAUUAUCAGUCCAGCAAGUCGUCGGGCCUGUCUAGCAACUUGCAGUCCAGCGGUGCUAAGGCAGACCACCUUAGAGAGGAAAUGGAGGAGGCCGCCAACAGAAUGGAGAUCUGUCGGGACCAGUUGUCCGCAGACAUGUACAGCUCCAUAGCCCGAGAACUCGACUAUGCAAGCUACUUCCAGACGCUAAUUGAAGUCCAGGCUGAGUACCACAGGAAGUCACUGGAGCUGCUACAGAACAUUCUGCCUCAGAUUAAAGCUCAUCAGGAGUCGUGGGCAGAAAAGCCUUGCUACGGGAAGCCACUGGAAGAGCACUUAGAGCUCAGUGGGAGAGAUAUUGCUUUCCCCAUCGAAGCUUGUGUCACCAUGCUGCUGGAGUGCGGCAUGCAAGAGGAGGGUUUGUUCCGAGUGGCUCCGUCUGCCUCGAAGCUGAAGAAACUCAAGGCGUCUUUAGACUGCGGCGUGCUGGACGUUCAGGAGUACUCUGCCGACCCACACGCCAUCGCGGGAGCUUUGAAAUCUUACCUGCGCGAGCUCCCCGAGCCCCUCAUGACAUAUGAGCUUUAUAACGACUGGAUUCAGGCCUCAAACAUCCCGGACCAGGACAAGAGGCUUCAGGCUCUCCGUGGCGCUUGUGACAAAUUGCCGCCGGCCAACAACAACAAUUUCAGAUAUCUGAUUAAGUUUCUGUCCAAGCUGACGGAAUACCAGGACGUGAACAAGAUGACUCCUGGGAAUAUUGCCAUUGUGCUGGGGCCCAACCUGUUGUGGACGCAUAGCGACGGGAACAUCACAGAGAUGAUGACCACAGUGUCCCUGCAGAUCGUCGGUAUUAUCGAGCCGAUCAUCCAGCAUGCCGACUGGUUCUUCCCUGGAGAAAUCGAGUUCAACGUGACGGGCAACUACGGCAGUCCCGUGCACGCCAACCAUAACGCCAACUACAGUUCCAUGCCAUCUCCCGACAUGGAGCAGAUGGAGAGGCGGCAGAACGAGCAGAGUCGAAGGCCGCUCAGCGUCGCCACCGACAACAUGAUGCUGGAGUUUUACAAGAAAGACGGCAUCAGGAAGAUACAGAGCAUGGGUGUCAGGGUGAUGGACACUUCAUGGGUGUCCCGCAGGGGCUCAUCGUCCUCACGUAAAACCUCCACACCGCCCGCAGACGCGGUUGUCCCCGAGCAGUCCGGGGACCCUUUGGGGUCCCCCUCCCCCACCCCUUCUUCCACUAACAGCGAGCGAGCCAGCCCCCGCAUGUUUCACAGCUUCACCUUCCAUUGUCGCAAGGCUCUGCAGUGGACGAGCUCGGAUGACCCGUCGGACUCCUGUAACACCCGCCCCUCCCCCGAGGAGGAGAGGCCGCCCCCCCCUUACCCCUCUUCCUCACCCUUCUCGCUCCCUCCCCGACACUUCCACACCCGAGCACCACCCGGUAUGCGCCCGCUCUCCCGCAGUCCCGAAUGCGUGCCCACCGGGCCAGUGGUCGUCCCUCGCCGCACGGGUUACAGCCCCCCUCCGUUCCUCCACUCCCUAUGUCCAUCCCCUCAGCCCCUCGACAUCAAUUCCAACCCCCGAGCCCAAAAUUCCUCACUCUCAACCAAGCAAGCCUCCCCGUCCGAGCCCCCGCAUGCCGACACCAACGGCUCUUCCCUUUACAUAAAACCCCCACUCGUUCUUACUCGCCACGAUCUUUUCCCGGGCACCCCACUAUCCGUCCCCCCUUCUUGGGCCACCUGUAGCCGAGAGAGAGGACGCAAGGCCGCUAGCACUCUGAAGAACAAGGAACUGUCUCCAGUGAUCGGGCAGAAAGGAUUCCAGGCGACGCUGACUUGCGGCAGCCCGUCAGAGCACAGCCCGCAUACACUGAGGAGAGCAAAGAAGCUGGCUCCAAUCCCACCUAAAGUUCCCUACAGCCAGACGGGGGCCGUGUCGGAGCCGUCCACGGGGCAGCCGUCUCCGGUCAGCCUGUCGCCAACGCCCCCCAGCACGCCGUCGCCGUACGGUUUCGGUUACCCGCAGGGUUACGCCACCGUUGGUUCGAUGGGACACGUCCAGACGGCCGGCGCGCCGUCUCUGUCCUCGCCGCCCUCGCUGGGAGGGACACUCACAAAGGCGCGGCCCACUCCCAAGCCACCCCGGCAGAGGCCCAGCUUGCCUCCCCCGCAGCCGCCCUCCACCCCCGGUACCAGCCCUCAGCCGCUGGAGAACUCGUCCGGCUUGCUGGAUGGGUUGUCACCUGGAGAGAGCAUGUCCACAGAUUCCUUCUGCAACCUCGACAUUCCCAUCAUCAACAUGGAGCUGGACGGCCUUCUGGAUUUGGCGCACAUCUCCCACCUCAGGCACUCGGUGGCACUGCUGGACUCGAGCCGCCUCAGAGCCGCCGAGUCGGAGAAGGGGGAGGAUUCGGAGAGCACGGUGCUAUGACGCCCCCUCAGCCCCCAUCCCGCCACCCCACUGAUGCAUUUAUGCAUUCGGAUUGUUCCAUUUUUAGUUUGCGUUUGCCUUAUUUGAUGCCUUGAACGCCACACGCCAGACAGAAAAACACACAAGCGGAGGCAGGAUUCAGUGCCGCCACCUCUUUCAAAAGUAAUAACCACAAUCUUUGCAUGGACAGUGUGCACUUUGUGUAUGACUGUGUGUGUUUGGUCCGUGUAUCAUCAACCAACAUACACGUUGUACAUACUUUGCUGAAUAACUAACAAAAAAAAAAAAACACAAAAGAAAUUCUCAAUGGUAGACAUUAAUUUACUGAAAACUAUUUAUUGUCUAUACUGUACAUUUGCAGAUUUUAUGAUUCCCAAUCCAACAUCAGAUCGUAUUUUAUAUGAACAGGAGAGAAAACAACGCAUCCAUGAUAGAGCCGGGGUGGGCAAACUCCAGAAGCAUUUUUUAAAAAUUGACUUUAUUUAUUAGUUUAUUCUCUUUUGGAAAAUUUACUGUACGUAAUUUAUUUUGUUAAACAAUCACUAUAAAUUCCACACUGUAGUGCGUACCUCCCAAAUUUACAAAAAUAAAAGGGUCAAAAUACACGUGUAUAUACCGCGCGAGUGUCCACAUUUUGAUAUGGUUUAUUUCUAUAUACUGAAUUUUUUGAUUCAUCAAAAAUGUUUUAACCAAAUUAACAUGAACACGUCAAGUUUCAUCCUCCCUAUUUAUGCAGCUACCCAUCACAGGCGGUCUGAAAGCACAAAAGCAACAAAAUGUAAUCCAUUUUACCUUGACGUCUUAGCUUGCAGCAGACUGAGUCCCCUUUAAAUCACUUUAACGCUUGAUGAAGUGGACUAAUAUUGUCAUCACUAGCAUAACAGUUCCAUCGUAUCACACUGUUGCUAUCUCUUUUAAAAUCUGUCUAACCAUCCAUGGCCUGCUUUAAAGUGUUCUUCUGUAAUGGCACCAAACAUGAGAUGGAGCCUUUGCCGCCAGUUAAACACCCCUCAAUGCUAUAUAAAAAUGGCUAGCCAUCUGUUGAUGCUAACAUAGCAGCUUCUCAUAGCAGACAGUGGCUAUUUGUCCUUUUAACUCUUUCACCACCCACGGUUAGCCUUAAAUCUUUCAUCGAUAAACUUGCGAGAGUCUUUGAUGAAGUGCGAGAAAGCGGCUGGCUAGCUUUAUCGUCACUAGGAAGCAAGAGCAAUGACGUGGUAAACUGUGGGUAUGAAUAUGUACUGUACAGCCAUCCUUUGUCAACCUUAAAUUGUUCUUCCGUAGUGGCACCAGAGGUGGGUAGUAACUCCAUCUACUCUGUUAGUUUUUGAGAAAAAUGUACUUUUAACAGCAGUUUUACCAAGCCACAUUUUUUUACUUGAGUACAUUUGUGAAGAUGAAACCCUACUCUUACUCUGCUACCUUGGGCUACACUAGAGUCGUUACAUUUUUCAUCAUUAUUCUACAUAUUGACUUUAUUUUUGCCUGAGAUGCCGAGAGUGGCUCGAACAGUUUCACCAAUGAGAUGUCACAGCAAUAAUCACAUGACUUCAUUAUACAAAUCAGACAUAACAAUUCAGUCGCAUGGCCAGACGCAGGUUUGCAGUCAGAAGUCAUACAAUCAUGCCGGCCUGUUCAAUCAUGUGGCGUCUUUAAAGUGCCAUAAACUAUUUGACAUAGAUCAACAUUACACGAAAGUGCGGAUUUGUUUAAAACUUUCUCCAGGUUUUUAUUUGGCAGCGAUUUAUUUGACACCGAUGGAUUCGUUUUCAAAUCAUGGUAGGAAAUUUUUUCUCCACUAGAGGGCACGCUUGCUCUUUAAACUGGGUAAUGUUUCUUUUUCUAGUUUGAAUCUGAUUUUUUUUUUUUUUUUUUCCAUUUUUGGGGGCCUAAUAAGGUCAUGAAAUAGGUUAUUAUAAAGUAUAAUAAUAACAGUUCAUAUAGAUAAUGUUGUGCUGAAGAAAAAAUACCAUUGCUUAUAAAAAUAUCACGCUGUAAGAAGAGUUACUCACAAAGUUACUCAUUACUUGAGUAUUCUUUUCACCAGAUACUUUUUUACUUGUACUGAAAUACUUUUUUUGGAAGACUACUUUAUUUGAAUAAUAUUUUUUAAAGUAAAGCUACUCUUACUCGAGUAAAAAGUUUGGCUACUCUACCCACCUCAGAGUCGCACCAAGGGUCUGGUCUUGACAACAAAUCGGCAUGUACAGUGAUCCCUCGCUACUUUGCGCCCUCAGUGGAUCGCAGAUUUUUUAGAAGAAAUAAAUAAUUAUAAUAAUACAGAUAAGAUGUCCACAGCCGAUCGAGCCGUCUCCCUCUCGCUCCCUCCCACUCCCUGCUCUUGGUUCAUUAGGCGGGCAGUGCACGUGCACUGGAGUUGUUUAUUAAAGUUAACGAUGAUGAAUGUGUUUGAUCUUUCCAGAGUCACGAACUUCUGAAGCGCCGGAUGUGUCAAUCAUCGUUUGUUAAACAGUUGCUGUGGCAACUCAUUGUGUGUAAGUGAGUGGAUUUGAGUAGACUCACUCAGUGAAGCAUUUAAUAAAGCCAAGCAUUUUUCUACUACUUUUUUUCUUGUUUAAAAAUAAUUCAGUGGGUUAACAUGUUUAAAACUUAUCAUAAUUACUGUAUUAGAUUUGAAGUGCUUAAUUUUUUAAAAAUUAAAAUACAUAUACAUUUUUAUAUUGUACGUACUUUGGGAAAAAAGUGAAAAACUUGUCUUAUAUGUAUCUCUUUCCAAUGCUAAAGCUGAAUAAAUACAUUGAACACAAAAAAAUUAAUUUGGGGGGGGGGGCUACUUCGCGGUUUUUCACUUAUUGCAGCGAGUUCUGGUCUUUAUUAACCGCGAAAAACGAGGGAUCACUGUACCUGUAAAUAACUUGACUUUAAAAAACUCUCUGGAAUGCUCAACAAUGUUUUCUUGAUAACAACUUUUGUUGGACAAUGGAAUGCUAGCAGCUGGAGACUGAAUGGAACUCCAAUAUGACACUCCGGGACGGCAAUUAAAAUCAGAUGAAUGAAAAUGUUCACUUUUCAAAGGAGAAAAAAAAAAAAUGACGCUCGAUUACCAGCAAAUUUCAGUAAAUGAUCUGCUUUGUCAUAAAAGCCGCAGGGGGAGACAAAAAAAGUAGCUACAAGCGCCGAAAAAUACUGUAUUGAAUAAUAUAAAUACAAGUUGAAUGUACGGUUUAUGUGCAAUUGUGGUUUUGAUAAAUUAAGUAACCUAUUAUUUAUUUUUAGAAUUUCUUGUGAAAAAAAAAAAAAAAUAAUAAUAAUAAUAAUAAUACAACGAAUAUAACAGGACAAUUGAAUGUCCCCUCUGAGAGUCAGGAUUAUCUUUGGAAUCUUGAGAAUGUAAAUGCUCAGUGGUCCUGAUAUAAUAAUACAUAAUUGGUCAUAUUUAGUCCACCGGCCAUACUUUGCCCACCCCUGUUGUUCUAUAGUCAUGACUGAUGACCUUCAAGGUCAUUAUUGAGGUCGUUUAGGUGACUAUGAACGCCAUUCUCUUAUCACUAAGAAUAUGCCUGCUAUUUUCAUGCCAGUUACAAAGGAUGCACUUUUAUUUUUCCCACAUGGAGGCUGGCCACGUGUAUGUGUGAAUAGACGCGCAUGCAUCCAGUUUAUUUUGAGCAGAGUAUUUAUGAUACAGAUACAUUUCUUGCCAACACUUUUUACUUGACACUGGUGGGUGAGGAAAAGCUUUCAAACAUGGGACCAGACAUUCCUCUCGCUUGUCACGUGCAAAAAUGACUCGUGUAAAUACAUUUGUGUACAUAACAUGUUAUGUAUAUAGUGACUUAAAUAUAAAUAUAUAUGUAGAUGUAGAGGUAUAGGAAUAAUGGCUGGGUUGGAAUGAUGAACACAAAGAUAGCUCUCAUGGUUGUCUCCAUUUUUAUGAUUACAGCACUUAUAUCUCACAUGUCUUUUGCUUUACACAUUUAAUCCCUUGGACUGAUUUUCAUAUUUAAUAAUAGCGAAUACACAAACGACACUGAAAAAAAUGCAAUGGACAAGAUGUGACUGGAUUUUUCUUAUUCUACAAAUAAAAGGGACUGAAUAGCCUGAAGUGAUAUCUAAUCGGCAAUGUUUACAAUUUGAACAUUAAAUUAAACCUAAUGUGCAACAAUUCAAUGAAUCAUCUGUUAUGUUGUUUGUGCUUUUGUAAAAGCUUUGCGUUUUUUUGUCAUUACGCCAAAAAUGGCAUUUUUCUACAUGAUUCAUUGGAAUGUAAAUUUAGCAGGUCGUGUGUGUGUUGUGUAAAAGGAGGCGGUAAUAGCAGUGUGUAUGUGUCCUGUGUGAAAGUGUGCCAGCAUGCUUUUUGACCACACUCUUUAAAUGUUCUCAUCUGUGCUGUGUGUGGAUUCAAUUGAAGAUGCUUAUAUUCUUAAGGAUAUUUUUUAAAAUGUUCAUUUCUCCCUCAGCGCCUCUCUGAAAGAUGAGCAUGAAGGCUAAAAUCAGUAAGGAAUCAGCUUUGUGUUGUUGCUCAUGUUUACUUUGCUGGAGAUGAGGGCCAAAUGAGUCAAAAUAAUCAGUUGAUGCUGUUGAAUUUGGACACGAAAAGAAAUGUGAACAUCUUGUCUCAAAGUGUGGAGGGGGACGGGAAAGGAUUCAUUGGAAUGUGGCAAAAAAAAAUAAAACGUUUUAUAUGA
Molecule: messenger RNA, 12548 nt
Organism: Corythoichthys intestinalis (scribbled pipefish)
Lineage: Eukaryota; Metazoa; Chordata; Actinopteri; Syngnathiformes; Syngnathidae
Gene: arhgap44b
Product: Rho GTPase activating protein 44b
Exons: 23
Coding region: 5011-7902 (963 amino acids)
Biological process (GO): modification of dendritic spine; signal transduction; regulation of dendritic spine morphogenesis
Cellular component (GO): leading edge membrane; dendritic spine; postsynaptic density
Molecular function (GO): GTPase activator activity; protein binding
Source: RefSeq, a predicted model, not a curated record